Microthlaspi erraticum is the source of this 1044-nucleotide messenger RNA. The record is from the annotation of a GenBank genome assembly. Lineage: Eukaryota; Viridiplantae; Streptophyta; Magnoliopsida; Brassicales; Brassicaceae.
AUGUCUCUGCUUCUCAACCAGCCCUCGAAGCUAUGUUUUCGCAAACCUGUGUUGGUGAGAUCCUCUCCUCUUCACUCUGAUGGCUUCUCAUUUUCUUCCUUGGGAUCGCAAACCCUCCCUUAUGCCAUCGUCUGCGCUGAUCCUUGUAGACCAAAUCUCGUAACAGUCGUGACUAGGAGGGAGGGUGACUUCAGUCCUUUUGAUAGGAAGAUGCCAAUGGACUUGGUUGAGAGAAUGGGAAUGAUAGGAUCGUCCAAUGGAUGGACGGCUGCUAUGCAUAAGGGCGUGGUGCGUCUCCGAGAAAACCCUGCUCCAUCGCUCAAGGGCCGUGAUCUGAAAAGCAUUGAGUUGCCUCCUGUUGUAACUCUGCCUCUUUGUCAAACCCAAAUGGUCACCAACGUGGCAAUGUCCUCAUCUUCUCCAGAGGAUCUGGACUGUGUUGUGGCUGUCAAGUUCUUUGGACCUCAGCUCAGCUUUUGCAGAUACCCUGCUAGAAGUGACUCCGAGUGGAUCAACAUGAGAAUCCCAAACCCUAGUUUCUUCUCCUCCAGUGUCAUGUUUUCCAAGAAAGACGACAUGUUUCGCAUUCUCGGAUCUGGAGGCCACCUUAUGGGAUCAUGGGAUCUCAGUUGCAAACACAAGAACAAUCACAAUUUUCAGAGGUUGCGCUUCAAAAACAUUCCUAAGCUGACGGAGACAAAACGGGAGCUCCUGGAUUCGUGCUACGUGAGCGAACACUUAGUGGAGUCAAGAACCACCAAUGAAACUUUCAUGGUUAAGUGGUACAAGAAGACUGUUGCCAACACCAUCCAUGGUAUUGAGAGAAUGGAAACAGAAGCUUUAAUGGUGUUCAAGCUAGAUGAAGAAGAAGGAAACGCUGUUUACACUCAAGACAUUGGAGAUCUCGUCAUUUUCCUCACUAAGUCUGAGCCUCUUUGUGUCCCUGCUAGCUCCUUUCGCGACAUGCGUCCUAACCGCGUCAAGAUCUUGGAUGUCGACGAAACCACAAUUGUCAAUCUGGCUGCUCAAAACUGGAAUUGUUAA